AAAAAAAAAGAAACAAAAAUUAAAUAAACAUUUGCAAGGUGUAUUUAUAAAAUGUAAUUCACAGGGAUUUUUCUAACGUACCCCAAUGAUAUUCAAUUGUUUAUUUGAUGUUUAAUAACACUGGAAAAUCGCAUAGUGCUGAACAUCGACGAACAGCUGGCAAUUUUUGUCAAUAAUUAGUGCUUUUGCGCAACACAGAGAAAAUAUACAAAUCAUUCGUUUUAGCAAGUUUUUUUUACGCAGCCAGAAAAUUUAACGUAGCCAAGUGAAAAGUGUAUUUUAAGUUGGAGUUGAAUCAGCAGCAAAACUCGUGGCAUCGCUGCUGUCUGUAGCAUUUUGGAAUUUUUAGUAGCGCAAAGACGUAUACCAAUCAAGAAACAAAAAACAAUUAUGUGCUGAGUGGGGGACUGCGAUUGAUCAGCUGGGGGAAAAUACAACAACAACAGCAGCAGCAGCAGCAGCAGCAAAAGCAGAAGCAGCAGUGGCGGUAACAGCAGCUGCAGAAGCAGAACAAUUGGAGUGUCAUGUUCGGGUUCGAUGGCGAGUAUCGGCGACGACCAGUGCAAAGUCUUGGCGGCGCCUCGCAGACCUGUGACAGAGAUACGGCCAUACGAAAAGCGGCGGUGGAACGACAAAAACGCAACGAGCUGCGACAGAAGACUCACGGUGCAGUUGUGCUGCAAUCGUAUGCACGCUCUUUCAUCCAUCGCCAGCGACGCAAGCGAGCCGAACGCGAGGCUUUCGAUGCGUAUUUGCAUGCACACCGAGAUCGCGUUACGGAGGAUGUGAGUCUGUGCUUCCUCUUACGCCGUCUCACUUUUUUUUACAGUAAUCGAGUGCCCAAGGACAGUGAGCGACUAAUUGAAGUAUGUCAGCAAAUUUUGCGAAAUCCCACACGUUUGCUGCAGCAUGCAGCACACGAUUCCGUUUGGUUGCUGCGGGUGUGUAAGGUUUUGGAUGCGUGUCUGGUGCAGUUGGCGCUUCCGCACAGCGUGCAGGCGAUUCCUCUGCGCAUGCUGGAGACCUUCACUACAGUCGCAGCCGUGGAGCGAUAUGUAGAAGAUGAGACGGUGCUGUACAAGUAUCUGGAAUGUGUCUUUGGCUUCCUUAUCACACGUAAUUAUUUUGUGCGUUUGCGUCAGCUACUAGAUGACAAAUGCCCGCCGCUGGACGGCGAGACACUACACGCUCCAACUCCGUUCGCCGAUGCGUUAAUGCAGCUAAUGUUGCGACCAUUGAGCGUUGCAUUGCGUCAGCCAUGCAGCGAGUUGUCGCAGCUCUUCAGUCGCAAGUUCAUUUGCGAUAUUUUAGCUACGCCACACACAGAGCCAGUGCGUUACUUUGUGCUGCCCUGCUUGGCGGAGAGCGAAGAAUUUCCUUAUGCUCUGCUCAUGCACACGCUACAUGCGUUACUAGACAUAAGCGAGUACUCGCCCGUUUCAGAAGUCGCAGCCACAGAUAGUGUCAACACCAAUAACUUGUUUUAUGGUGUUAUGCAGGCUGAGGAAGCCGGGGUGAAGUCAUCAAAGGCGCAGACGCACGAUAAGCUGUUCAGCUCGUAUUUACUUAACUCGCUCUUGGUGCUGGAUCGCAGCCACCUAGGCACAUUAGAACAGAGUAACCUUCUAAUUGUCUAUGUGCGUGUCAUUGCUGAAAUGAUGCCCAACAUCUUGCAGCUGCCAAAGUCCACCCUGCGCACGCAUGCGACACCACAUCGUCACACAGACUCCGACGAUGAGGACGAUUCAGAUGAGUCCGACGAAGAGGAUGAUGGACAGCCCUCGACUCGCACGCUCGACUACGACAUGGAGCAGUCCUGCCGCACGCCAGGCGAACUGAGCAGCAAGGAACGAAAUAGUCUGCUAGAAUCGAUAACCAUAUUAAACGAAACACAGCGUGUGGAUUUCAUUGUACAGCAAAUUGAGCCGCACAUUGAACAGAGCCAGGUUAUAUACGCGCUAUGCGAGAUCUGUCACAAUUUGAUGAUUUACAAUAAGCAUGCAGUCUAUGAAUAUAGAUUGCUAUACACUUUGGCCUUUACGCCAAAAUUCAUACGAGCUGUUUGGUUUAAGCUGGCCGCCGAGUCAACUCAACUCGGAUUUUCAUCGCCGCUUUCACUUAUCUCUAAGGGUGUAGUUCCCAAGAAGCAGGGCGUGGACCGUACUAUACCUUUGUUAGCGACCUUUUGCAUGCUUUUUGGACGUCUGUUGCCCACGCUGCACGAUGUGGAAUUCGUCGAAAAGAAACUUUUGGAAGCGGCCCCUCAACAUCAUGCUAGACUGAUGCCCUUCUCCAUUGCGGAGAUAGUGCAAAUGUCAAAGACGCUAAAGGACAUUAGUUUGGGCCUGGUAGAGCUCGCCUUUCGUAGUGUGCUGGGCCACACUGAUGCUGACGGCAAGACGUUGCGUCAUCAGAAGCAGAUUUGGGCAAAUUUAUUAAAUGUCGUGGUCUUUGUGCUCAAUCAAAUACACUCACGUGAUUUACGUUUGGGCUUUUGUCCCGAAGGUCAUUGGACUGUUUCUCGAUUGGAUUUGCCACUGGAUAGACCAACGGAUCUGCCCUUGACACACAGCAGUCGCUUGAGGGGCAUACGCCCAUUUCAGCCCAUACGCGAUUUCACACGUGAGGACUUUGAGAACGGACCGCCCAUGUCAACCAAGCAAAAACGCUCCAUUACUAUAUUGCGCGAAAUUCCUUUCGUCGUGGCGUUCAAUAAGCGUGUUAGCAUACUGCAGGGACUGGUUGCUGCUAACAAGAUGCGCGUGCAGGGUCAUCUGCAGGCUUUUCUGCAGGGCCCCUCCAUUAUGGUAACUGUGCGUCGUACGCAUUUAUAUGAAGAUGCCUACGAUAAGCUGCGUCCAGAGAAUGAACCGGACUUACGCUUGAAGUUUCGCAUACAGUUUGUUUCUCAGUUGGGAUUGGAUGAGGCGGGCAUUGAUGGUGGUGGUGUAUUUCGAGAAUUUCUAUCGGAGCUUAUAAAAACAGCUUUUGAUCCCAAUCGGGGAUUCUUUAUGGUAACGACGGAUAACAAAUUGUAUCCUAAUCCCAAUGUCGCGGAUCUUUUUAGUGACUUUGAAAAGCAUUAUUAUUUCAUUGGUCGUAUUUUGGGCAAAGCAAUCUAUGAAAAUUUAUUGGUUGAGUUGCCGCUGGCUGAAUUUUUCCUAACCAAGCUAGCCGGCAAAUAUUCAGACGUGGAUAUACAUCAAUUGGCCUCUCUAGAUCCGGAGCUAUAUCGAAAUCUACUUUACCUCAAAGACUAUCCGGGCGAUGUUAGUGAACUGAAUUUGGAUUUUACAGUCGCCAGCAGUUCGCUAGGGCAAACGCAAGUGGUGGAGCUCAAGCCUCAGGGUCAGAGCACGCCGGUGACCAACUCGAAUCGCAUCGAGUACCUGCAGUUGAUAGCUAACUUCAAGCUCAAUGUGCAAAUCAAGCGUCAUUGCAAAGCCUUCCGCAAGGGAUUGUCCAACGUAUUGCCCAUCGAGUGGCUUUAUAUGUUCAGCAACAAAGAGCUGCAAAUACUCAUUUCGGGCGCCGAAAUACCUAUCGAUUUAGAGGAUUUGAAAAAACACUGCAAGUAUGGUGGGGAAUACACGCCAGAACAUCCUUCAAUCGUCGCAUUCUGGGAGGCUGUGGAGGGCUUCGACGAUUUGCAGCGACGGCAACUGCUCAAAUUUGUCACCAGCUGCUCGCGGCCCCCUUUGCUGGGCUUUAAGGAUUUGGAUCCACCGUUCUUUAUACAAAACGCUGGGGAUAUGGAGCGCUUGCCCACGGCCAGCACAUGCACGAAUCUGCUAAAACUUCCGCCUUUCAAGAAUGCUGAACAGAUGCGCGAAAAACUAAUCUAUGCCAUACAGUCCGGUGUGGGCUUCGAACUUAGCUAAGAUGUGCGUUCCUUUCUGGCACACCAAUUACACACACAUAUCGAAUGCAAUAAACCCACACAGAGAAUAACAGGACACCUAUCCAGCAACGGAAUCGAUGGCUGGGCAAGCAAACUAUUCCAGUUCAUUUAGAUAUGUAAUUAUGAUAAACGUAAUAAUUUGUCUAAUGUAAAGUAUGAAGCUUAUGAGGUCUGUUUUUCAAGUUUUCUUUUUAGUUGAUUUGUGUUUUUUUUUCAUAGGACACAAUAUAAAUGUAAAAAAAAACGAAUA
Messenger RNA from Drosophila hydei, 4151 nucleotides. Its product is annotated as ubiquitin-protein ligase E3C. Gene Ontology annotation, biological process: protein polyubiquitination; ubiquitin-dependent protein catabolic process. NCBI's taxonomy places the organism in Eukaryota, Metazoa, Arthropoda, Insecta, Diptera, Drosophilidae. The record is from RefSeq and is a predicted model, not a curated record. Gene Ontology annotation, molecular function: ubiquitin protein ligase activity; protein binding. The coding region runs from base 525 to 3881 and encodes 1118 amino acids. The transcript is spliced from 8 exons.